AUGGAUGUGGAGUGUCCCAUCUGCUACCAAGAGUACAACCAGUACAAUAAAUGCCCCAGGAUGCUGGAGUGCCUCCAUGUUUUCUGCACUGAGUGCCUGCAGAGGAUCCAGCUCUGCCCCUCUGACCCGGCUGACCCCCACAGCCCACCCGCAAUCCCUUGUCCACUCUGCCGCCACCUCACCCCUCUGGAGGCCGGCGACGCCCUCUCUUUACCCUGCAACUCCUGCAUCCUGGCCAGGCUGCCCCCCAUGGCCUUCCGCAUGCCUGUGUCCAUGGCAACCCGCCUUGCAACCGUCACCCAGAGAGUGGUGUUGUCCCUAGAGGGGGACAACAGGGACACCCGCUUCAUCAUCCUGCCCACCGUCAGCCUGCAGGUUCAGCAGAUGCACCCAGACAGGCUGUACGGCGCAGCGCCAGGCCUGAUGGGAGAAGAGGAAGUCAUACAGCAGAGCAAGAAGACGCUCUUCUGUGUGCAGCUGCUAGCUGUCACCUUCUGGGUGCUGUUUGUGAUCACGUGUGUGGUCGGGGUGGUGUUUGGCCCUCAUUUCUUAAACAGAAAACUCUAA
This is a messenger RNA of Labrus bergylta (ballan wrasse), 567 nucleotides long. NCBI's taxonomy places the organism in Eukaryota, Metazoa, Chordata, Actinopteri, Labriformes, Labridae. The record is from RefSeq and is a predicted model, not a curated record.